This is a messenger RNA of Caenorhabditis elegans, 950 nucleotides long. It is a transcript of the gene tsp-7, whose product is annotated as Tetraspanin. Gene Ontology annotation, cellular component: plasma membrane; membrane. The record is from RefSeq and is marked reviewed. The transcript has 7 exons. The coding region runs from base 111 to 809 and encodes 232 amino acids. Lineage: Eukaryota; Metazoa; Nematoda; Chromadorea; Rhabditida; Rhabditidae.
GCCUUCUUGCUCUUCUUCACAUUCUUGUUUCCUUUUCCAACUAACGUCUUUUUCUACAUCUUCUACGUCUACAAACUCUUCUUAUUCAAAUGACAUCGUGAUAACAAAUCAUGGUAGAAGGAGGAGUUACCAUAGUUAAAUAUCUUCUAUUCCUGGCUAAUUUAGUAUUAUGGGUGGGAGGACUGUCUCUGAUUAUUGUUGGAUCCAUUUUACAGUUGAAAUUUGAUAAUGUAUUAGAUAUAUUAGGCGAUGAAAGGUUAGCCACACCGAUUCUCUUACUCGUGAUCGGAUCUUUGUGUACUCUUCUCGGAUUUCUAGGAUGUUGUGGAGCAAUUCGUGAGAAUUAUUGUCUAACCGUCUCUUUUGCAGUUCUUCUUGCACUUCUUAUCACGUGUGAAAUAGCAGCAGUCAUUAUCGGAUAUGCAUUGCAUGAUAGUUUCAGACUUGGAAUUGGUAAUCAGCUUCAGACGGGUAUGGUACGAUAUCACGAGAGUCGAGGAGUUGAGAGUGCAUGGGAUAAGACACAUCAGUUGUUUGAAUGUUGUGGAGUAACAAAUUCAUCCGAUUGGCUCACAUUCACAACAAUUCCUGAUUCAUGUUGCAUUGAAGAAAUCGAGGGAUGUGCUCGAGAGAAUGCUCCACUCUUUGAGCCCGGAUGCAUUCACAGUGUCGAACAAUGGGUGCUCAAGAAUGGAGCAAUGGUCGGCGGAAUUUGUGCAGUUUUGGCAGCAAUUCAAUUGGUCGGAGUCUGUUUCGCUUGUUGUCUUUCAAAAUCAAUUCUCAAGGAUUUCCAUGACUUUUAUUAUUAGUUCAUAACCAUCCGUUUUUCUUUGCAAUCCUUAUUUUAGGUUCUUUCAAUCGCCGUGUCACAAAUUAAACAAUAAUAAUAAUGUAUAAUUUAUAUAUGAAUAUACGAUGAAAAAGAAAUUGAGGAUGAAGAAAAAUAAGCA